Messenger RNA from Odocoileus virginianus texanus, 3413 nucleotides. It is a transcript of the gene DCAF6, whose product is annotated as DDB1 and CUL4 associated factor 6. Gene Ontology annotation, molecular function: protein binding. Gene Ontology annotation, cellular component: cytoplasm; Cul4-RING E3 ubiquitin ligase complex. Lineage: Eukaryota; Metazoa; Chordata; Mammalia; Artiodactyla; Cervidae. The record is from RefSeq and is a predicted model, not a curated record. Gene Ontology annotation, biological process: positive regulation of transcription by RNA polymerase II.
GGGUAGUCAUAUCGCGAGAAAGGUUUGGAAGGCGGGUGUAGAGAACCAGGAGAGGGAGGAGUCGAGGCCGCCUCCGCCUCCUCCUUCAGGAGGGGGUGCCGAGGGAGGGGACUGUUGCUGAUCUCUGGUUGUUCUGGGUAGUCUGAGAAGGAGAGUAUGAAGCGAGCGCCAGCCCGGGCACGGCCGGACUUCGCAGGCGAAGGCGCUGCCGCCGCCGCCGCCGCCGCCAUCUAGCUCGCUGCGCUUGAGAGACCCGGCGCGUGGAUGGUCCCGGGGCGGCUCGGGUGUUGAUCCGCGUGUCUCUUCCCCCUGCUCCCCUCCCCCACGCGGUGGUCUCCCCUCCUCCCCCAGCCUGGCAGAGCCAUGUCUCGGGGUGGCUCCUGCCCACACCUGUUGUGGGACGUGAGGAGAAGGUCCCUCGGGCUGGAGGACCCGUCCCGGCUGCGGAGCCGCUACCUCGGAAGAAGAGAAUUUAUCCAAAGAUUAAAACUUGAAGCAACCUUGAAUGUGCAUGAUGGCUGUGUUAAUACAAUCUGUUGGAAUGAGACUGGAGAAUAUAUUUUAUCUGGCUCAGAUGACACCAAGCUAGUAAUUAGUAAUCCUUACAGCAGAAAGGUUUUGACAACAAUUCGUUCAGGGCACCGAGCAAAUAUAUUUAGUGCAAAGUUCUUACCAUGCACAAAUGAUAAGCAGAUUGUAUCCUGCUCUGGAGAUGGAGUAAUAUUUUAUACCAAUGUUGAGCAAGAUGCAGAAACUAACAGACAGUGCCAAUUUACAUGCCAUUAUGGAACUACCUAUGAGAUUAUGACUGUACCUAAUGACCCGUAUACCUUUCUGUCUUGUGGUGAAGAUGGAACUGUUAGGUGGUUUGAUACACGCAUCAAAACUAGCUGUACAAAAGAAGAUUGCAAAGAUGAUAUUUUAAUCAACUGCCGACGUGCUGCCACAUCUGUAGCUAUUUGUCCACCAAUACCAUAUUAUCUUGCUGUUGGUUGUUCUGAUAGCUCAGUACGUAUAUAUGAUCGGCGAAUGCUAGGCACAAGAGCUACAGGGAACUAUGCCGGCCGAGGAACGACUGGGAUGGUUGCUCGUUUUAUCCCUUCCCAUCUGAAUAAUAAGUCAUGCAGGGUGACAUCUCUGUGUUACAGUGAAGAUGGUCAGGAGAUUCUUGUUAGUUACUCUUCAGACUAUAUAUAUCUUUUUGACCCGAAAGAUGAUACAGCACGAGAACUUAAAACUCCUUCUGCAGAAGAGAGAAGAGAAGAGUUACGACAGCCUCCAGUUAAACGUUUGAGACUUCGUGGUGAUUGGUCAGAUACUGGACCCCGAGCAAGGCCUGAGAGUGAACGAGAAAGAGAUGGAGAGCAAAGUCCCAACGUGUCAUUGAUGCAGAGAAUGUCUGACAUGUUAUCAAGGUGGUUUGAAGAAGCAAGUGAAGUUGCACAAAGCAACAGAGGACGAGGAAGACCUAGAUCCAGAGGUGGGACGAAUCAGUCAGAUGUUUCAGCUCUUCCUGCGGUCCCAUCAAGUGCUGAUUUGGAUGCGGGUGAAACUGCAAUGGAAGUAGAUGCCCCAGAUGAGCAGUUUCUUCAGCCUUCUGCGUCCUCUGCCGUGUCAGCUCAGGGCCAUUUGGCGUCACCUUCUACAGAAGGCCCUCAUUCUGCUUCUGUGCUGUCUUCUCCAGACAGUGACCAAAGGCAGUCUGUUGAGGCAUCUGGACACCAUACACAUCAUCAGUCUGAUUCUCCUUCUUCUGUGGUUAACAAACAGCUUGGAUCCAUGUCACUUGACGAGCAACAGGAUAACAAUAAUGAAAAGCUGAGCCCCAAACCAGGGACAGGUGAACCAGUUUUAAGUUUGCACUACAGCACAGAAGGAACAACUACAAGCACAAUAAAACUGAACUUUACAGAUGAAUGGAGCAGUACUGCCUCAAGUUCCAGAGGAAAUGGGAGCCACUGCAAAUCUGAGGAUCAGGAGGAAUCUUUGGCCCCACAGAGCCCAGUGCAACCAUCAGAAGGAGAGAAUGAAGCAAAAGCUCCUGAAGAAUCAUCAGAGGAUGUGACACUUCAGGAAGGUACAUCUCCAGAAAGCACAGUUCAAAACUAUAUAGAUACAGCACAAUCAGAUAAGUUUACUUCUGAGUCAUUGGAUUCUGGCCCAGGAGAAAGAAAUGACUUCAAUCUUGAUAGCCCUUGUGGGGUUGCAGAAGAAUCCACUUUGUCUGAAAAAGGCAAAGAACCAGGAACUUCAGAUCAAACUAGCACAAGUGCUUCCAGACAUAGUACCAGCGACCCUGAGCCUCAGUCACAAACAGAAGCCACUGGGCCUCCGGCCCGUGAGGAGACGUUGACCAGGGACUCUGCUCUCCAGGACACAGAUGAUAGUGACGACGACCCAGUCCUGAUCCCAGGUGCAAGGUAUCGAGCAGGACCUGGUGACAGACGCUCUGCUGUUGCCCGCAUUCAGGAGUUCUUCAGGCGGAGAAAAGAAAGGAAAGAAAUGGAGGAACUGGAUACUUUGAAUAUUAGAAGGCCACUAGUAAAGAUGGUUUAUAAGGGCCAUCGCAACUCCAGGACAAUGAUAAAAGAAGCCAAUUUCUGGGGUGCAAACUUUGUAAUGAGUGGUUCUGACUGUGGCCAUAUCUUCAUCUGGGAUCGUCACACUGCUGAGCAUUUAAUGCUUCUGGAGGCUGAUAAUCAUGUGGUAAACUGCCUGCAGCCACACCCAUUUGACCCAAUUCUCGCCUCAUCUGGCAUAGAUUAUGACAUAAAAAUCUGGUCACCACUAGAAGAAUCAAGGAUUUUUAACCGAAAACUUGCUGACGAAGUUAUAACUCGAAAUGAACUCAUGCUGGAAGAGACUAGAAACACCAUUACAGUUCCAGCCUCUUUCAUGUUGAGGAUGUUGGCUUCACUGAACCAUAUUCGAGCUGACCGGUUGGAGAGUGACAGAUCAGAAGGCUCUGGUCAGGAGAAUGAAAAUGAGGAUGAAGAAUAAUCAAUUCCUACUGGCAAGCACUUAGAUGUUCUGAAAUUUGUAUAAGACAUUUAUUAUAUAUUUUUUUUCUUUACAGAGCUUUAGUGCAAUUUUAAGGUUGUGGUUUUUUUGAGUUUUUUCCCUUUGGGGGGGAUAACCUAACAUUGGUUUGGAAUGAUUGCGUGCAUGAAUUUGGGAGUGUGUGUAAAACAAAACUAGCAAAAUGUUUUUAAAACUUUUUGCCAUGUGUGAGGAGUGCUAGAAAGUGCAAAGUGCAAUAUUUUCCCUAACCUUCAGAUGUGGGAGCUUGGAUCAAUGUUGAAGAGGAAUUUUCAUUAUAGUGAAAAUAUUGGUUCAAAGAAAUGUCUGUACUUGCCAUUUGCAUGUUUAUUGCUUUCUAAUUAAAGAAGUUGGUUGUUUUAUGAUAUCCUGAA